Molecule: messenger RNA, 1914 nt
Organism: Frieseomelitta varia
Lineage: Eukaryota; Metazoa; Arthropoda; Insecta; Hymenoptera; Apidae
Product: chymotrypsin-2-like
Exons: 4
Coding region: 595-1818 (407 amino acids)
Biological process (GO): proteolysis
Molecular function (GO): serine-type endopeptidase activity
Source: RefSeq, a predicted model, not a curated record
GCUAUAACUUGAGAUCAGCUUUUACAAUCGGCCCUUUUUAGGGCCACCACAUUUUUUUAACUGUAUGAUAACUCUUUGGUCGUACAACAAAUCGUUCAUAUUAUUGUACUUAAAAUCAAAAAUCAAGAUAUCUUUAAUUAAAUAUUAAUGUAAAAAUUGGUGAAGAAUUGUUGAAGUAGAUAUUGCUUAAAAAGAUAUAGUAUUUUCAAAUUUCUGAAUCAUGUUGAAAGUAUCGAAGCAAAGAAAGUCAAAAAUACAAGCACAGAAGAGCUUGAAACUUAUCGUAGUUAUAUUCCAAACAGUCAGUACAAGUAAAAAUUGCUUAUAUUACACUUACAUUUUCUUGUUUCCCGACAUCUGCAGCUAAUUUUACUAUUGUAGGAAUUUCGGACGAAUUCUCAAUGUGGUAAAAAUAAAAUAAAAAGAUAUUUUAUCCUAGGUAGUUAAAUAAAGUUACAAAAUUUGUUGAAAUCUCACUAUACUUACUAUACUCUCUCUCUGCACUUGGGCUUCUCACUGCUCUCUAGAAUCGCCCUCUCGGAUGACUCGCGACUCUAUCUCUUUACUCUACGAAGUCUCAAUUCUCUCUGCGAUAUGCCUUCUCAAAGCUUCGUUAUUCUCACACGCUCAUGCACACAACUAUUUUUCUCGAAAAAUUUCUCUUUUUCUAUGCAGCUGUCGUAUCAUAUAAAAAACGAUGCAAUCGCGUUGGAACAAACAAUAGCCAAGAGCGCAGAAGAGAUAGAAUCCCCACUGUUCAGUGCCUCGAAGUAUCGAUUUCGAAAAAAUAUUACCUAUUUCGUGUUCUUCAACCAAAUUUUUCAACGAUCCUUAAUUGCUUCCGCUUCUAGUAUUUUUCCGUUCAAAAAUACUUGUAUUUUUCUCAAGAAAACGCAGUCAAAGAAGAGGUAUAUAAAGAAAAAUCAAUUAGUGGAUUUUACACAGUUCGUCAUGAUUUCGAUAAGCGUUAAGUCUUUUCAGUGUUUCCUCUUUGUUGCUUUAGUUGUGAGCCGCAAUGUCCUCUGCGCGUUUGAAAUUAAUCGUUGGAAUACACACUUCGAGUCCAAUUCAAUGUCUUCGUACGAUGACUUGGACGCGUUCAGAAUCGCCGGUGGACAAUACGCGCUACCGAAUCAAUUUCCAUUCAUGGCUGUGGUACACCAAUUGCUGGGCAAUGGAAUAAUCUCGAAAUGCGGCGGAACGAUCAUUUCUACCAGAUGGGUAUUGACAGCGGGCCAUUGCGUAGCAUCUGGCCCUUACAAAUUUCUCGUUGUUUUCGGUACGCGUGACCAGCCUGGCAUAGGCUAUAACUUUUACAAUGGGCCUGGUAUAGCAAUGUUUACGACCCAAGCUGUACUUCAUCCUGAUUACCAAGUCAUUGUAAACGAUAUCGCAUUAUUGUACAUGCCGCAGGACAUUCCUUUCGGACUCAGCAUUCAACCUAUUACGCUCGCUGGUUAUAACUACGUUGGAGAAUCAUUCGCUAACAAAAUGGGCAUAAUCAUCGGGUGGGGAAAAGACGGGCCUUACGGCACUGGAACGAGCAAACUGAAGUAUGCGAUUUUACCGAUUAUUUCGAAUUACGAUUGCUCCAUGUACUGGGCUAUAACGGAGAAACAUAUAUGCACGUCGGCUGCAUACCACCAAGACGCUUGUCAGGGAGACAGCGGUGGUCCUCUGGUCGUAUUGGUAAAUAACAUGCCUGUCCAAGUCGGAAUCGUCAGUUACGGAGACAGAUUUUGCCCCAGCAAUAAACCUGGUGUGUUCACUAGAGUUAGUCCAUUCAUCGAUUGGAUUCAAGAAGUUACCAAUCUUUAAAAGAAACUUGCACUUGCAUUACCAGUUUUAUACGGCCAACAGUGGAUAUAUAUUUCGUGUAUUUUUAUAUAUAAAUAAAUAAAACUGAUUUUACUU